This is a messenger RNA of Penicillium alfredii, 387 nucleotides long. Its product is annotated as putative extracellular serine-rich protein. The record is from RefSeq and is a predicted model, not a curated record. The coding region runs from base 1 to 387 and encodes 128 amino acids. The transcript has a single exon. Lineage: Eukaryota; Fungi; Ascomycota; Eurotiomycetes; Eurotiales; Aspergillaceae.
AUGCUCUCCAAGGCUUUGUUUUUGUCCGCGGCUCUGGCCCCUGUCGCAUUCGCCGAGGCUCCCUCGCCCUCGCCGGUCACCAAGACUCUCACCCUGGCUCCAGCAGGCUACACGCCUCCGCUGCCUACUCCGACGCCUCCCUCAACCUCGAAGCCUCACCGGUCCACCAGCACCCCUUCGUCUUCGGUUACUCCGAGCCGGACUCCCCGCUCCUCCACGGCUCUGGUCGCCAGCACCAGCUCUGUCGCGGCCGAGCCAUCCACCGAGACCAGUGCGACCACUAUCCCGACCUCGACCUCUGUGCCGGCCAACGGCGCAGCUUCCCUCCACAAGCCAGGCGCCAUGGCCGCUGGUGCGAUGGCCCUCGCUGGUUUCCUGCUGGCAUAA